AUGGAAAUAAAUGAAAAAGAAAAUAAUGUGACUGAUGAAAUAAAAAAUAAUAAUAAUGGUAUGUACUAUAUUUUUUAAUUAUUAUUAAAAUUUUUAAGUAGAAGUAGAAUUAAAAAAAUAUUUGUACAUAAUAUGAUGAAGCACAUUAUUAAUUUUAAUAUUAAUUCAUGGGUUCACCUCUUUUCAAAUAUGUCUAUAUUACUUUUUCAUAUAUGUUUUAUAAAUAUAUUACUUUUUCAUAUAUGUUUUAUAAAUACUAAAAUUUGUAUGCUACUUUAUACACUUAUGUACUUUUUCAUAUAUGUUUUAUAAAUACUAAAAUUUGUAUGCUACUUUAUACACUUAUGUAUCAAAAUAAUUAAAAUAUGUGUUUAAAAAAAACAAAUUAAUUAAAUUCAUAUUUUGAUAUUUAGAUAAACCUUAAAAUGAAUUAGAGAAAAAUAAUAAAAACGAAAAAGGACUAAUGAAAAUAAAUGAAAUCUCAUUUCAAAACGAACUUUCAAAUAGUUAUAAUGAUGCUAUCUUUAUCAAAUUUUAUACCACCACCAUCAAAUAUUUCAGCAGACAUAAAAUUUAAAUUUUGGAAAAAUCAUCCUAUUCAGCCAUUUUUAAAAGUAGAAAAAUUGAAUUUAGAAAAAAAUUAUCCAAUGGGGAUGUAAUAAAUAGGAAAUGGAUUUCAUUUUCAGUCGAAACUAAAUUAUUUUAUUGUGCUACAUGUAUGACAUUUUCAGUUGGUUCUAAAUCAAAAUUUAUUUCUGGUUAUAACGCUUUAGCAAAAUCUGACCAUUCAUCAAAAUGCUGCAAAUGCAGUUUUUCUUUGUAAUUUGGAAAAUGAUAUAGGUAGUUUAAUAAAUCAAAAUUUCAUUAUGAAAUGUGCAAAAAAAAAUAGAUCAGUGUAGAAUGGUACUCAAUAGAUUGAUAGACAUAGCAUUAUUUAUUGGAAAACAAAAUAUAGCAUAUAGAGGAAAACAUGAAGGAGCUCAUUUAUUAAACGAUUGA
Molecule: messenger RNA, 999 nt
Organism: Cinara cedri
Lineage: Eukaryota; Metazoa; Arthropoda; Insecta; Hemiptera; Aphididae
Source: the annotation of a GenBank genome assembly